Molecule: messenger RNA, 2957 nt
Organism: Spea bombifrons (plains spadefoot toad)
Lineage: Eukaryota; Metazoa; Chordata; Amphibia; Anura; Pelobatidae
Gene: SLC9A1
Product: solute carrier family 9 member A1
Exons: 12
Coding region: 189-2543 (784 amino acids)
Biological process (GO): regulation of pH; proton transmembrane transport; sodium ion transport
Cellular component (GO): membrane
Molecular function (GO): sodium:proton antiporter activity
Source: RefSeq, a predicted model, not a curated record
AUCAGCACAAUAGUAGUGCAGAUGAUAGCUUGACAUCAUACAUGUAAAUACCCAUAUAAGUGUCUUCUCUUGGAGGGCAUAGGCAGCCUAUGUGUAUUUGUAUAUGGCUCUUCCAGGCAUAGGUGUGUGUAUGUAUAGGUAGUACAUACGUGAGUGUUUUUUGCCUGUGGUCUUUGUGUUAAGGUAUCAUGGGGUUGAUCAGUAUUAGGGGGUGCAGUUGUUCUAGGCGGAUCAUGUACCUGUUCCUUAUCCUGGCACUGGUGCCCUUGGCACCUUGUCUUGCCCCUGAAUCCGGUAUUCCUGAAAACUCUGAGAAUGAGCCUCCUGGUAUCACCCCUUCAUCCUAUGAGACCGACCUGAUCCCCCACACCCCACAUGACAAUGAGACCCACGGAGGAGGACACAGGGGCAAACAAAAACUAUUCCCUGUUCUGUCUCUGGAUUACGAUCACGUCCGCGCACCGUUUGAGAUUGCUUUAUGGAUCCUCCUGGCUUGUCUGAUGAAGCUUGGGUUCCAUGUCAUUCCCACAGUGUCCAAUGUGGUUCCAGAGAGUUGUCUGCUGAUUGUGGUGGGGCUCUUGGUUGGUGGACUAAUCAAGGCAGUGGGUGAAACUCCUCCAGUAUUGAAGUCAGAUGUGUUUUUCCUAUAUCUGUUGCCUCCUAUCAUCCUGGAUGCUGGGUAUUUUUUACCUCUACGCCCUUUUACAGAGAACCUGGGGACUAUUUUAAUGUUUGCUCUGGUGGGCACACUCUGGAAUGCUUUCUUUGUGGGCUCCUUGCUAUUUGCUGUAUGCCAGAUUGGAGGUUCAAAACUUUCUGGGGUUAACCUGUUAGCCAACUUGCUCUUCGGCAGCAUCAUUUCAGCAGUGGAUCCAGUAGCUGUGUUAGCAGUCUUUGAAGAAAUUCACAUCAAUGAACUUCUUCACAUCCUAGUUUUUGGAGAAUCUUUACUCAAUGAUGCGGUCACUGUGGUCCUGUACCAUCUGUUUGAAGAAUUUGCUGGCCUGGAACAGCUCACAUUCCGUGAAAUCUCUCUAGGGUUCCUAAGUUUCUUUGUGGUGGCCCUGGGAGGAGUGUUUGUUGGAUUGGUAUAUGGCAUUAUUGCAGCCUUCACUUCCCGAUUUACUUCCCACAUCCGUGUUAUCGAGCCGCUCUUUGUUUUCCUGUACAGUUACAUGGCAUAUUUGUCUGCAGAACUGUUCCAUCUUUCCGGCAUAAUGGCUCUCAUUGCAUCUGGGGUGGUAAUGAGGCCUUAUGUUGAGGCCAAUAUCUCGCACAAGUCCCACACUACCAUAAAGUACUUCCUGAAGAUGUGGAGCAGUGUAAGUGAAACUUUAAUUUUCAUCUUCUUGGGGGUCUCCACUGUAGCAGGACCUCACGACUGGAACUGGACCUAUGUCAUCAGCACCUUAAUCUUCUGUCUGAUUGCACGCGUGCUAGGUGUCCUGGGGUUAACCUGGUUCAUCAAUAAAUUCCGAAUAGUCAAACUGACACCCAAGGACCAAUUCAUCAUUGCAUAUGGAGGACUGAGGGGGGCUAUUGCCUUCUCACUGGCAUACCUUCUAGAUAGUAGACACUUCCCAAAAAGAGAAAUGUUCCUCACCGCAAUCAUCACCGUUAUCUUCUUUACAGUCUUUGUACAGGGGAUGACAAUCCGUCCACUUGUUGAGCUGUUAGCAGUGAAGAAGAAACAAGAGAGCAAGAGGUCAAUUAACGAGGAGAUUCACACACAGUUUCUGGAUCACCUUCUGACAGGAAUUGAGGAUAUAUGUGGGCAUUAUGGCCACCACCAUUGGAAGGAUAAGUUGAACCGUUUCAAUAAGAAGUAUGUGAAGAAGUGCCUUAUCGCUGGAGAGAGGUCAACAGAACCACAAUUAAUUGCUUUCUAUCACAAAAUGGAAAUGAAACAAGCAAUUGAACUGGUAGAGAGUGGCGGCCUUGGGAAGAUCCCAUCCACAGUGUCUACAGUCUCUAUGCAGAAUAUUCAACCCAGACCCAAAGCAUCAGAAAGAAUCAUCCCAACUUUGUCAAAGGUAAAAGAGGAGGAGAUACGCAAGAUCCUUCGUACUAACCUACAGAAGACACGUCAAAGGCUGCGUUCUUAUAACCGACAUACAUUGGUAGCUGAUCCGUAUGAAGAUGCUUGGAACCAAAUGUUACUUCGCAGGCAGAAAGUGCAUCAGAUGGAGCAGCGGGCAACCAACUACUUAACAGUCCCUGCUCAUAAACUGGAUUCUCCCACCCUGUCCAGGGCCCGUGUGGGUUCAGAUCCUCUUGCUUAUGAACCAAAGUCAAACUCAAAGGACCUCCCAGUGAUCACCAUAGAUCCUGCAUCCCCCGAGUCAGUUGAUCUCAUGGAUGAAACACAAGAGGAUGAGGAUGAACGUGGACUCACAAUGAAAUCCAAGGAGCCACCCUCUCCUGGGGCAGACGAUGUCUUUGCCCCCAGUGAUAGCCCAAACUCUCAACGUCUGCAACGAUGCUUGAGUGACCCAGGUCCCCAGCCAGAGGAAAGUCAACCUUUUCUUCAAAAGCCAGAGUGAUCUCUUUGCCCUCCUAGACUAUACCGUGCUGAACAGAUAAGUCUGCCAGCAAAUGCUCUAAACCAGUGUGUACAAAAUAUCAUUGUGCACGGCUGGAGAAAAGAAUCUCACUUGAAACAUUUUCUCUUCUUUGUGCAGCACCUCUGUUGGCCCAUCUUCCUUCACAUUGCACCCCCUACAGCCUCCCUUUUAUUUUCCCUCCUCCCAUUCCUGUGGGCCUUUCUUUUAUAUUUGUAACCAAAGAAUAUUGAAUUAUUUUGUAUAUUUGAUUUGAUAUUUGGUUCACUGUAUAGCUAUAUAUAUUAUGUUUUCUAGGUGGUGAUUAGAUUAUAUUCUGCAUUAUGUAAAAGGGAAAAAAACUCCAGCCCCAGAGUAAAAGGAUUUUUUAAAUAGCCAGAUCCUGCUCUACUUAAA